UUCCGCUGUCAUGGCAGCCUGAGGUCCCCGGAGGGAGUCGGUGCGGCGGCUGCAGGCCCCUCCCUGCGGAGCCGCGGGUCGGGCGCGCGGGGAUGUGACGGCGGGCCCGGUCGGCCUGGCCCAGGCGUGCGGUCCACUGCCGUGUCAGCCAGCGCCCUCAGCCCGCGGCGAUGGCGGGGUCCGGCUGUGCGUGGGGCGCCGAGCCGCCGCGCUUCCUGGAGGCCUUCGGGCGGCUGUGGCAGGUACAGAGCCGCCUGGGGAGCGGCUCCUCGGCCUCCGUGUACCGGGUGCGCUGCUGUGGCACCCCGGGCUCGCCCCCCGGCGCCCUCAAGCAGUUCCUGCCUCCGGGGACUACCGGGGCCGCCGCCUCGGCUGCCGAGUACGGCUUCCGCAAAGAGAGGGCGGCUCUGGAGCAGCUGCAGGGCCACAGGAACAUCGUGACUUUAUAUGGAGUCUUUACAAUUCACUUCUCUCCGAAUGUGCCAUCACGGUGUCUGUUGCUUGAACUCCUGGAUGUGAGUGUAUCGGAAUUGCUUUUAUAUUCCAGUCACCAGGGUUGUUCAAUGUGGAUGAUACAGCAUUGUGCCAGAGAUGUUCUGGAAGCCCUUGCUUUUCUUCAUCAUGAAGGUUAUGUCCAUGCAGACCUCAAACCACGUAAUAUUUUGUGGAGUGCAGAGAAUGAAUGUUUUAAACUCAUUGACUUUGGACUAAGCUUCAAAGAAGGUAAUCAGGAUGUAAAGUAUAUUCAGACAGACGGGUAUCGGGCUCCAGAAGCAGAACUUCAAAAUUGCUUGGCCCAAGCUGGCCUGCAGAGUGAUACAGAAUGUACCUCAGCUGUUGAUCUGUGGAGCCUAGGAAUCAUUUUACUGGAAAUGUUCUCAGGAAUGAAACUGAAACAUACAGUCCGAUCUCAGGAAUGGAAGGCAAACAGUUCUGCUAUUAUUGAUCAUAUAUUUGCUAGUAAAGCAGUGGUGAAUGCUGCAAUUCCAGCCUAUCACUUACGAGACCUUAUCAAAAGCAUGCUUCAUGAUGAUCCAAGCAGAAGGAUUCCUGCUGAAAUGGCAUUGUGCAGUCCAUUCUUUAGCAUUCCUUUUGCCCCUCAUAUUGAAGAUCUGGUGAUGCUCCCUACUCCAGUGCUAAGAUUGCUGAAUGUGCUGGAUGAUGAUUAUCUUGAAAAUGAAGAGGAAUAUGAAGAUGUUGUAGAAGAUGUGAAAGAAGAAUGUCAGAAAUAUGGACCAGUGGUAUCUCUGCUUGUUCCAAAGGAAAAUCCUGGCAGAGGACAAGUCUUUGUUGAGUAUGCAAAUGCUGGUGAUUCCAAAGCUGCUCAGAAGUUGCUGACUGGAAGGAUGUUUGAUGGGAAGUUUGUUGUGGCUACAUUCUACCCGCUGAGUGCCUACAAGAGGGGAUAUCUGUAUCAAACCUUGCUUUAAUCAGUAACCUAAGACUUUCCUGUUUCUCCUCUUCCAUUUCUUGGAUUAUUGUAUUCUACACCUGAAUGCAGGAGCAUCCCUUUGCAAUUUUAAGGGGGUACUUGUACAUUUAUUUAAUCCUUCCAGUGUGCAGCCAGUGCCAAAGCAGUGACUGCAUUGCAAACGUUUGGCACUGAGUAGGACAAGACCUUUCAGCUAUACAUGGAGGGGUUCUAGAGCAUCCGUAUGAGCAACCUCUUCUUGUGCAGUAGGGCAGGUGCUGCUCUUCAUUAUGUAACCUAAAGAGUUAUUAAUUAUUUCAUAUGAUCAUGAAGCAAGGAUCAGUUAGAUAUCAUAGUGAAUAUUAACAAAUUCGUUAGGAUUGGUGACAUCACAGAUUAUUCCUUUAUGUUGUCAGGUGGUCUUAUUGUUGAUAUCCAUAGCUGGCACUGAAUGCUCCCAAUAAUGUUAAGUAAUUGUCAAGCAGCAGUUACCCACUGUGUUCUUAACACUGAGUUAUGAAUUUUUUUAAGGGAGUACUGUAGUACUUAAUAUUCCUUUAAAGAAACUGCAGUGAGCCUAUCAACAUUUUUUAAAUUAUUAUUAAGGCUUUUUAAAUAGAAAGCUGAUGCUUGAUCUUGCACAAUUUUUAUGUCUAGUAUGUAUGCUUGAGUGGGUAUGCAAGUGUGAAAGAUUAGAGAAAAUUUGAGUCAGUGUUGUUUAUAGUGUGAAUCUUGUGAGCUAAUACAGUCUACACCCAUCUCCUUCCUACCCGUUCCAUAUCUAUAAUAUUUAGAAUAUUGGUGUUUUUUUUUCCUUUGAUGGUUGGUCUGACUGAUAGAAUGUAAAUGACAAAAUAGUUCAUUCCUAAGAGACUUCAAAUAAAUUGGAGUCUAGACCAGGGUUACAUUGAAACUCUUUAAGUAAUUGAAACAAAAACAAAAAGUGGUACAUAUAAAUUUCUCCAUCCUUCAGUCUAGUCUCUGGAUUGGCUUAUCUAUUUUUGUCUUGAAUCUUCUGUAAUUGUAAGAUCUCUCAAAAUAUGAUUCUACUUACUCUGAUAAAAAAUUGCAGUGUGGGUUAAAAAGGAAAUUGGAUGGACAGUGAAGGGAAAAGAAAAAAAUGCAAAGAGAAGUGGAUAAUUAAGGAUCCUAUUUUUCUUCUAUUCUGCCUCUUAUCUGCCUCCCCUGUACUCUUGUUUUCUCCUCCAAUCCUUUGCCUCUGUCAUUAGCUGAAGAAACAGUAGAGGAACAGCAUCCCAGGUCAUCUGCCUUUGACUGUAGGAAGUAAAGAAAGGUGCAGAUAUAAUAAGGUUGGAUAGAAAGAAAAGAAAAACUGGAUUAAAGGAUUCAUAACAACAAAUGUGUUCCUGAACAGACAAUGCCAGUAUAGACAGGUUUUAAUCAACUUCAUUAAGUAAUUAAGAAUUAUAAUUAUGGAUUUUUUUCAGUUUAUAGUAAACUGCUUUUAAAGAUAUAUAAAAUUAGGAAUCCUUUAUGAAGCAUUGAUUAUACAAAAAAUAUGGUAAGUUGUAUACAGUUCACAAACAAGUAAUCAUUAUUUUUUUCCUGUUUCCUUACCUGAAUGAAAAUUUGUAUUUUUUCCCUGCUGAAAGCUACUCAUGUAGUCUUCCCUUGCAUGUAUCAUGCAAGUUACUGAGUCUUAAUUUUAAUUUUCAAGAAUUGUUUUACCAUGUUCAAACAAUCACUGACAUUUAGUUGUAGUAAUCAAAUUAUUCAAUAUUCUCCUUUAGUAUUUAUUAUGAAGCCAAAUUUGAUAUAAGGGGGCUGAUUUGUGAAUUAGCAAAAGGUCUGGUUGCAAUGUUCUCAAUAUGAGCCCUUAGAAGAACCAUUAUUUUUUAUUUUGGCCCUUUCAGGAGUGGAUUGGUUGAUUGGCUUUCAAGUCAGAAUCAGAGGACAUAAAUAGAACUGGUACUGUGAAGACCUGAGGUUUUCUAAAACAUCAGUGUUUAUAUGGUUAACUACUACUACAGUAACUAGCAAGAGUUCCUUCCUUAUAGACCUACUGAUGAACACAGUACAAAUAAAUUUCUUUUGAGGGCAAGUAUUUUAGGUUAACACAUGUACUUCUUUCCCCUACCCUUAACCAAGAAGAGAAAUCUUUACAAAGAAAUUGCAGGUAGGCUUUUAAGCUUAGUAGUGUAGUAUGCUGCUAACAUUAAUGCUGCACCUACGGUAUUCUUUGACCACCUUACUGUGGAUGUACUCAUACAUACUGUAGUGUUUAACACGGUAGAAUUUUAUUACAGAAGAUGCUAACUAGAGAGGUGAGAGAAUAAUUGAUGGGCCUAAAUAACCAUGCAUUGAAUUAACUUUUAUAGUAAAUCCACAGAAUUGAGGAAAGAUGUUUACUAUGAUUUAAGUCAUUUGAUAGCUUUUAGCCCAUUAUACCAAAGAUGUUAUUUGCAGAUUCUCUCCCACCCUCCUCUAAUAUUAUAAGAAAUUUCAUCUUAAUAUCUUUCCUAAACUGGAACCAAAUAUAAAAAGAUACAUUCUUCAUGAUUCUCUUAGUAUGAAAUGUAUGCACAGGAAUUUUGAUUCUUUGAAAUGAUUGAAGACCUAGACAUUUUCUUGUUGAGAUGCAGGGUAAAGAGGUAAGUGUUCAUAUCUCUUCACCCCUAACCUUUGGGGCAAAUUUUAUCUCAGGUGAUUUUUCUUUCUGUGCUUCCUUCCCUCUGGCCUUCUCAGUUUCUUCCUUAUUGUUCAUGGCAGUGCCAUGGCACAUGAUGCCCCAGGAAAAGCAUGAUAAGUGAUUAUUUUAGAGGAACAUGGGUUCUUGAAAAGCAUAAUUGGAAGAGAUAGCAAAACUGUAUAGUUAGAGGAGAAAGGAAAUGAAUUGCACUAGCUAAAAGUAAGUGCUGACUGCAUUUUAAAAUAAUUGAAGAAAAAUACUGUCCUUGCAAUAAGUGAUCUUGUUUAUGAACACUGGAUGUCUUCCUGGCUUUUGUGGCCAACAGAGUAUCUCUCUUUAGAGACAUUCCCUUUCCAGUACCUUGAGCCAAAACUAUGGCUAUAAAAGAACAAAAGCCACAAAUACAGUUUUACUCAUCCUGUUCAUUUUAAUUUAGAGGUGUGUAACUUUCUCUUGGUACCCACUGCUGAAGAGUUUUGAGAUAGGUUGUUAACCUGCUAGUAACAGUGCUGCUAUGUAGAAGAAGUUGAAGAACAAGUAUAGGCAUAAAUCUUAUUUCUGUUCCUACACUGGACUUUGUUCUGGUAAGAGUAUCAGUUAUGGAAUAAAUUAAAGGCAGAAUU
Dipodomys ordii (Ord's kangaroo rat) is the source of this 4684-nucleotide messenger RNA. It is a transcript of the gene Uhmk1, whose product is annotated as U2AF homology motif (UHM) kinase 1. Gene Ontology annotation, molecular function: ribonucleoprotein complex binding; protein serine/threonine kinase activity; RNA binding. Gene Ontology annotation, cellular component: nucleus; neuronal ribonucleoprotein granule. NCBI's taxonomy places the organism in Eukaryota, Metazoa, Chordata, Mammalia, Rodentia, Heteromyidae. The transcript has 8 exons. Bases 171 to 1430 code for a protein of 419 amino acids. The record is from RefSeq and is a predicted model, not a curated record. Gene Ontology annotation, biological process: peptidyl-serine phosphorylation; positive regulation of translational initiation; regulation of protein export from nucleus.